AUGCCGGAGAGAUUCCUUGACACAUCCAUCGACUAUAAGAAUAAUGAUUUCCAGUUCAUCCCAUUUGGAGCUGGACGAAGGAUCUGCCCAGGCAUGAAUUAUGGGCUUGCUGUUGUCUAUCUCCUACUCGUAAAUUUGCUCUACCAUUUUGAUUGGAAGCUCCCAAACCAAAUCAAACCCCGAGAACUUGAUAUGUCGGAAGAAUUUGGAGCUACAAUUGUAAGAAAAAACAAUUUGUAUCUCAUUCCCAUUCCCUACCAUGCACCCUAA
Linum tenue is the source of this 270-nucleotide messenger RNA. The record is from the annotation of a GenBank genome assembly. NCBI's taxonomy places the organism in Eukaryota, Viridiplantae, Streptophyta, Magnoliopsida, Malpighiales, Linaceae.